UGUGGAAGCGUUGUAUAGUGACACGUAAACAUUGCCGGAAUCAGAAACAAAAAGAAAAGGCAACCUCAUCAUCACUUUCACCAUUGAAAGGUACAGAGUAGACGCUGCCAAUGUCCACUGUGCGAGUUCAAGUCUCGGCGUGCGCGCUUACCGCCACCGUCAACCACCUUCGCCUCCGCCCAAACGCCGUCGUUUCAUUCCCCAACAAUUUCGCUCUCAGGAAGAAGCCUCUCAGGGUGCUCUCAAUGUCCUCCCUUCCUCCUUCCCAACCCUUCGAAGUCGCCGUUAAAGCUUCCGUCACCACACCUAACAGGCUCGGCGAUUGCCCUUUUUGCCAAAGGGUGUUGUUGACACUGGAGGAAAAACAUCUUCCUUAUGACCCCAAGUUGGUGGAUUUGACCAACAAGCCAGAAUGGUUCCUUAAAGUUAAUCCUGACGGUAAAGUUCCUGUUAUAAAGUUUGAUGAGAAGUGGGUUCCCGAUUCAGAUGUUAUUACACAAACAUUGGAAGAGAAGUAUCCUAGCCCACCAUUGGUGACCCCACCUGAAAAGGCAACAGUGGGGUCAAAGAUCUUUUCUACAUUUAUUGGAUUUCUCAAGAGCAAGGAUCCCAAUGAUGGAACAGAGCAGGCAUUACUAACUGAAUUGAGCUCUUUCAAUGAUUACAUCAAGGAAAAUGGUCCUUUCAUCAACGGUAAAGAGAUAUCUGCUGCUGACCUUUCACUUGCACCAAAGCUAUACCAUUUGGAGAUUGCUUUGGGGCAUUAUAAGAAAUGGACAGUGCCUGAUUCACUUACCUAUUUGAAGUCUUAUACGAAGGCCAUUUUCUCGAGGGAAUCGUUCAUUAAAACAAGUGCACAACCACAGGAUGUCAUUGAAGGUUGGCGUCCUAAAGUGGAGGGCUAAUAUCCGCGGAUCAUGCACUAUCAUUUCCAUGAGAGUCUCAGCACUAUACCCCCAACAAAUAGAAAUCCAUCAAGAAUUCAAAACCUACAUUGUUUCGUGUAUUAUAUAGCCUUGUUCAUGCACUAUGGACUACGGAAUAAAUUAUGUAUUAAGAGUAGUUUGCCACAAAGAAUGUAGAAGACUGCAUUGCAUGUAGAUGAAAAUAGUUGCACUCCCUAAAAUAAAUAAGAAUUUACAUUUCUUAUUUUCCUUAA
This is a messenger RNA of Cajanus cajan (pigeon pea), 1159 nucleotides long. Its product is annotated as glutathione S-transferase DHAR3, chloroplastic. Gene Ontology annotation, biological process: protein glutathionylation; cellular oxidant detoxification; ascorbate glutathione cycle. NCBI's taxonomy places the organism in Eukaryota, Viridiplantae, Streptophyta, Magnoliopsida, Fabales, Fabaceae. Gene Ontology annotation, molecular function: glutathione dehydrogenase (ascorbate) activity. The record is from RefSeq and is a predicted model, not a curated record.